Messenger RNA from Symbiodinium sp. CCMP2592, 1347 nucleotides. Lineage: Eukaryota; Dinophyceae; Suessiales; Symbiodiniaceae. The record is from the annotation of a GenBank genome assembly.
AUGCUGAGCGUGGUCUGUGCGCUACUACCAGACGACCCGUACGAGUUCAUGACAAACCAUGUCGCGUCAAACCGUCCUGCACCCCCUCCGCCAGAGAGCGGCCAACUGGGCAGUGGCGCGUUGUGGGUGCUGCUCCCGGGUGGGGAUCCGCAGUGUGCGGAACACUGGAGACUUCGGCGCUGUUGGCUGACAAGCAGAGGCACACUCUGCGUCAGCACAGCUCCAGCGACGGUUCAGCAGGAUGGCAGCAAGUUGAUGUACCGGGCGCCCGACAACAAGGCGCCGACAAGUUUUCCAGUGGAAGUGGGAAGCUCCUAUGGUGAGCUUUCAGAGGAUGAGGCUGCACGUCCCUUUGGCUUCCAGGUGAAGAACAAGGGCUCCAGCCUACUCCUGGCGGCGGGUUCGGAAGAGCAGCGGGAUGAGUGGUUCAACCUUCUUGGCCACUUCUCAGACCCCGAUCGCCGAAAGGGACCGCCACCAGCUGUUGGAAAGAUCCUGUCGCCACGGGCAGAAGGACUUGGGGGCACUCAGGUGGUGGACGAAAUCGGCCCGACGGACAUCCCAAUGCCAGGUCCCAAACCGAGCCCCAAGGAGGCGGACUCUGCUGGCGUGCUGAAGCCAAUCUUGAAGUCAAAGCCAUCGACCUCCACAAACGCGCCGGUGCCGGCCAUCCGAAUCCCGCGGCGGAUGCCCUCGGACCCCACAGAGGCCAUCGGCGACAGUACUCGGCGUAGCUCCAUCCGCUUCUCUGACGAUGUGGAGCGUCGUGAGUUUGCCGUCUCCCGCGCAGAACCUGUCCCUCAGAAUCUGCGGGCGCACGAGAGCCGGCGAAAGGCCCCUGUCCUUGUCGCCACGGCCAAGACGGCGAGCGGUCAGCCGGUACAGGUUCGCAUGUCGCCCCGCACGAAUUCGAGUCCCGGGACCCCUCGGGUCGUCGUGCAGCCCACUGCGGUCCGCACACCGGAAGGCCAGCAGCAGGGUGGGCAGGACAUCUCGGACCCGAUCGAUGCGAAUGUCGUAGCGGAUUCUUCCCAAGCGCCUUCAGCCGACGCGAAACCGUCCGAGGCCGCGAAGCCACAGGAGGUGGCGGAGCCCGAGGCUGCGACUCCGGAGGCUGCGAAGCCAGCAGAGGUUGCGAAGCCACCAGAAGUCCCCACAGGACCGAAGCAGGCGCCCUCCACUCCGACCGUAGCAAAGUCGGCGGCGCCAAAGCUGAGCCCCGAAGUGAUGCAGGCCGUCUUGGGUUCAGGGUGUUGGGGGACAUCGUGUGAUUGUGGGCUUAAGACCUGUAGAUUGGAGGGUCUGUGUAUAGUGGUAGUCAGACAGCCCAGCUGGCCCCGAAGCUAA